Messenger RNA from Fusarium proliferatum ET1, 1407 nucleotides. RefSeq lists its product as uncharacterized. Gene Ontology annotation, molecular function: iron ion binding; oxidoreductase activity, acting on paired donors, with incorporation or reduction of molecular oxygen; heme binding. The transcript has 6 exons. NCBI's taxonomy places the organism in Eukaryota, Fungi, Ascomycota, Sordariomycetes, Hypocreales, Nectriaceae. The coding region runs from base 1 to 1407 and encodes 468 amino acids. The record is from RefSeq and is a predicted model, not a curated record.
AUGUACCCGACUUCACUUGCCAUCGGAACCGGGUUAUUAUCCGGAAUACUUGCCCACGUUCUAAUAUUUCGAAAGGGGGAAUGGGAUCUCUUUACCAUCAAGAUACUGCAAGGACUCCUCAUGGUCCUUGGUCUCCUGGCACUGAGCUUCAAGAGGCUGGGAUCUACAGAGGCUGGGACACCGUACAGCUUCUUGGAGUCCGUCAUAGCAUCCAUGUACAUGGUGUCGUUUCUCAUUUCAGGGACCUUUUGCAGCAUUUUCAUUUACCGCAUCAGCUUCUUCCACCGCUUGUACAAGUUCCCAGGUCCUUUCAUGGCCAGAGUCUCCAACUUGUAUCUCACCAAGCGUUCCGUUGCUAGCUUUCAGCUUUACAGAGAGAUUCAAGACCUUCAUAGAAGAUAUGGUGAUAUUGUGCGUGUCGGACCCUCAGAACUAUCCAUCCUCGAUGCUAAGGUCUUCCAUGCAAUACACUCCAACAAUUCGCUUUGCAACAAGGGACUUUGGUAUAACAUCGAACAGCCGGCCAUCUCUCUUCAUAUGUCACGAGACAAGAACGAUCAUUCUGGUAGGCGACGAGCCUGGGACAGGGCGUUUAGCUCAAAGGCUCUCCGUGAUUAUGAGCCCCGAGUGGUGAAAUAUACCAGUCAGCUACUCGAUCGACUUGACCAGAGCCAAGACAUUCCUAUUGACAUUGCAAAGUGGUUCAAGUUUUACAGCUUCGAUACCAUGGGUGACCUGGCUUUUGGUCAGAGCUUCAACAUGCUUACAGACGGCGCCAAGCAUCCAUUCAUGGCACUGGUUGAGUCGCAUAUGGUGAUGGCCGGGACCUUCAGCCAACUGAUCUGGAUGUUUCCCCUGUUCAGGGUGAUGCCGUUCCUUGGUAGGGAAGAUGCUAUCUUCCAGAAAUGGCUUGAGACUCAAGUUCGGUAUCAAGAAAAGAACAAACCGGACCUUCCGAAUAUCUUCUCGUGGCUCCUUGAGGAUUAUAAAUCCCAGCUGUAUCCCAAAGAGCAAAAUUGGCUAAACUUACAAGCUAAUAUGCAGCUUAUAGCCGUUGCUGGAAGUGACACCACUUCUGCAACACUUACUUGUCUGUUCUUCUUAUUAGCUACCAACAAAAAUGUAUUCUUUCGGCUUCAAGAGGAGAUCGACGACUUGUUUUCCAGCUCUUCAGAACCAAAUCACUCGAGCUUUUCCAACUUGACAUACCUUCAAGCUUGUAUUGAUGAGACACUUCGACUCUUUCCUCCAGUUCCAUCUGGAUUGCAGCGUAUGACACCCGCAGAAGGGCUGCAAGUCGGUGACACAUUCAUUCCUGGAGAUACUGUUGUGACUGUUCCAUCAUACACACUAUAUAGAGAUGAACGGUACUUCACCGCUCCGGAUGAUUUCGUCCCAGAGCGCUAG